Messenger RNA from Cyprinodon tularosa, 2265 nucleotides. RefSeq lists its product as uncharacterized. Bases 114 to 1709 code for a protein of 531 amino acids. The transcript is spliced from 3 exons. Lineage: Eukaryota; Metazoa; Chordata; Actinopteri; Cyprinodontiformes; Cyprinodontidae. Gene Ontology annotation, molecular function: GTP binding. The record is from RefSeq and is a predicted model, not a curated record.
CGUUCUGCCUUCUCCGCCUCACUAAGCCUCGCUGAGUCUUACAAGGAAGCAGCACGACACUCAGACGUGUUUUGACAUCUUUCCUGUGAAGAUCUUUGAACCACCUCCUCACAAUGAAAAGAGCGGUUGCCCAGUCUAAAUUCAAGGACAUCAUCUCCAAAAGUCUCCUCAUCCAAUCAGGGCCCCCAGCUGUCUACCAACUACAGCCAAAACAAGAGGACUUUGGACCUCUGACUAGAAUGACCCUAGGAAAGAGAAACUUGAACAAGGCAAAUAGAACCGUGUUGUUGGUUGGUGAAACAGGGGCAGGAAAGUCUACCAUUAUUAACUCUCUGGUCAACCACGCCAUUGGAGUCAAAUUUAGCGAUGAAAUAUGGUUUCACAUCGUAAAAGACGAACCGAGAGGGCAGACUGAGAGUCAAACAUCAGAUGUGAUUGUCUACGAGAUCUUUGGGUUUGAGGAUCACACUCUUCCUUUCUCUCUUACCAUCAUUGACACGCCUGGAUUUGGAGACACCAGAGGGAUAGAAAAAGAUAUUAUUGUCAGUCAAAGAUUGUUUGACUUGUUUCGAUCUGAUGACGGGAUCAACGAGAUUCACGCUGUUGGUCUGGUGGUUAAGUCCACGGACAAUCGAGUGAAUGAUCGCCUGUCAUACGUCUUCAAUUCAGUCAUGUCUCUGUUUGGGAAGAACCUUGAGAAAAGCAUUGUGGCUCUCAUUACUCAUUCUGAUGGAAGAACACCCAAGAAUGUUCUUCAAGCGCUGGAAGCUACACAUAUAAAAUGUGCCAAAAAUGAAAAGAAUCAACCAAUUUACUUCCUUUUUGAUAACUCCCAAGCUGAAGACCGAUCAGAAGACGAGGAAUUCCUUAAAGUUUCUGAUGAAAUUUCACAGAAAGGAAUGAAAGCCUUUACAGGCUUCUUGGAGAAGAAAAGAGCCCAAAAACUGUUGAUGACCACGGAUGUCCUGAACGAACGCAUCAGCCUGAAAGCCUGCAUCCAAAACCUGCAGGAGAGAAUCCUGUUAACUGAGCAGAAGGAAAAGGAACUCGUUCAAACCCACGAUGCUCUGGUAAAACAAGUAGAAGACAUGAAGAAAUCUGACGUGGUCACUGUUGAGGUUGAUGUUGUCUGCAAAGAAAAAGUGCCAAUUAAAAGUAAAGGUUUUUUGAAGUACAGUUUGUUUGAGAAAGCAAUGGUUUGCACUGUCUGUCAGGAGAACUGCCACUAUCCCGGCUGUACAUUCAGUCUAAGCCCUCAACAUUGUGAGGUCUUCAAAAAAGGCCACUGCACUGUCUGCACUGGAAAAUGUCCUGCGUCGGGUCAUGUGAAAGAAAACUGGAGAUAUGUAAUAAAGAUAAAAAAGGAAAAGAAGACCAUAGAGGUUAAGAAAAGGCUGAAGGCAGGCGAGGUUGACCCUGAAACCAGGUUCAAUAUCGUAAAAAGUCUCGCUAACGACAUACAGAAACUCAAAGCAGAGAGGAUCCAGCUUGUCUUAGAAUCUUACCAACAUGUCAUCAGACUAGAGGAGAUCGCUCUUAAAGCGAAUUGUGUAGCCACUUAUAUUCACUUGGAUUUUUUGAUUGACAAGUUGAAGGAAAUAAGGGACACAAAGAAGGUUGAGAAGCUGGAGGAGAUGAGAAGCCAGAUGGAUGAAGGAACUAAAUUAGCGCUGCAGUAUAUGUGGAGCAAAACAUCAGGAAAUGAGUAAAAACAAAGAAAAAUCACAACCCCACCAUGGCAGGGCAAACAAUAAAGCUUCAACAGCCUCCUGUCCUAUGGAGAGCUCCUUAUAAAUUAAACUAUCUUUAUAAUGUGAUCACAUAUUCACUUUUAAAUAUUACCUCUUUACUCGUAAUUUUCCUCAAAUGUUACAUUUUACUGUCGGGAUAUAUUUUUCUUCAGCUGUUGUCUUUAUUCGUAUAUUUUCUAAUGAUCAAACAUUAAUUAACCCACUGCAAUAAAAGUGGCUUCUACUGCAGAAGAACGGAACAUUUUGCCUUUACUUUAACUAGAAAAUGGUGGCUUUGUUUAUCUCAUUAUUUGAAACUUUUAAGCAUUUUGAUUUAUUGAAAAAUAUAGUUGUGAGGUUCUAUUGUUUUCCUAAGUAUGCUGAAUUUAGAAUGUAAGACUAUGGUUUAUUUCUUAUAUCAAUGAUUAAACUCUUUCCUCAACAUAAUUCCUAUAUUUUUCCAAACUAUUCUGUAUUAAUCGUCAGUUUUCUGUACAUAAUGGUAGCUCAAUAAAAUUGGUUUGCUUGAAAUAUG